Molecule: messenger RNA, 1771 nt
Organism: Eruca vesicaria subsp. sativa (arugula)
Lineage: Eukaryota; Viridiplantae; Streptophyta; Magnoliopsida; Brassicales; Brassicaceae
Source: the annotation of a GenBank genome assembly
CGACACUCUAAUUCACUCUCGGCGACGAUGGCAUAAACCCUAGUCUGCGACCUCUUUUCCCUCAAGCAUUCAAAUCUCUGUCGCAAACUCUUUAAUCUAUCUCCAAAUGAAUCCCAAAAAGAUGGACACUGGCUCCAAAGACUUAAUCAGCAGUCUCCCAGACGCACUUAUCUGCCACAUCUUAUCCUUCCUCUCCACAAAGGACGCAGCUUUAACCUCAGUCCUCUCUCAAAGAUGGAGAAAUCUGCUAGCUUUUGUACCGAAUCUCGAUCUUGACAACACCAUCUACGACCGUCCUAAAAUGGGCCGAAAGAGAAGGCGCCAUUUGCGCAAAAGCUUCAAGCUUUUUGUGGAAAGAGUCAUGGCCUUGCAAGGAAACGCUCCAUUGAACAAAUUCUCUCUAAGGUGUAAAAUCGCUUGUGUUACAUCUCCUGUCAACCGUUGGGUACUUAAUGCGUUGGAGCGUGGUGUGGUUGAUCUUGAUCUGUACAUCUCUUCCGAACACGAGUAUCCUUUACCUCCACAGGUUUUGAUGAGCAAGACGUUGGUUAGGCUUAAAGUAGCUGGUACUGAUGAGUUCAUCAUCGAUGUCAAAGAAGUUUCUCUUCCGAAGCUCAAGACUUUGCAUAUGAAUGAUGUUUCUUUCGCUGACGAGAGUGGUGCUGCGUUUGGGAAGCUAGUUUCUGGUUGUCACGCGCUUGAGGAGUUGGUUAUGGUUAAAAUGUAUUGGGACUUUGGUGGCUCCUGUUCUGUCUCAAACCCAACUCUCAAGAGACUAACCAUCCGUACUCCAAACAUUGAUGAGAUUCCAGAGAGUGUAUCUUUCGACACUCCUAAUCUCGUCUACUUAGAUUUUACUGAUGUUGUUGCGGCCAAGUAUCCUAAAGUGAAGCUUGAUUCGCUUGUUGAAGCUAGUGUAGGCAUUAAAAUGACACCUAACCAGGUCUUUCGCGGAAGAGAUUUAGUAAACCGACAUUACGGUUAUAAGUUAAGCAAGGUGGUAAAUGCAACAGAUUUUAUCAUGGGAAUAAGUAAUGUUAAGAUCCUUUACCUUUCUUCUCAGGCUCUUGAGGCCCUUACUUUCUGCUGCAAAGCAAUACCAGUCUUCAACAACCUGAUUCAUUUAACAAUUGAGACUGACCAAGACGUGGAUUGGGAAUCAUUGCCGAACCUACUCAAGAACUGUCCAAAUCUAGAAACUCUUGUUUUUGAAGGACUCCAUUACGGAGACACAAAUCAAUGUUUUGAUGUUGGAUACCGUUUCAAAGAUACAAACGAAUGUUUUGUGACGGGUGCGGACAGGUGUGUAUGCAAACCAUGGGAUGGCAUUCCUGUUUGGCUAUCAUCAAGCCCUGUGAAGAAGCUGAAGGUAUUGAAGUUUGGAGAGGUCACUUAUUAUAAGGAUGACAUGGAUAAACAGACGGAUCUGAUGAACUACUUUGUGGAAACCAUGCCGAAUCUUGAAGAAGUUGUGUUAUACUAUGAUACUCCGUUUGACAGUGAUCUGGAAAUAAUAUCACACGGAUUUCAGAUGCUUGAGAAAGUAGCCUCAACCAAAUGCAAUAUCCAAGUAAUCUCUGAUACCAUUAGCUUCUCAACUACUGUGUACUCUUCUGCUUCAUCGACAAGUGGGCUCGUCUUCUUCAAGAACACCUUCCCGGUUUGAAGAUAAUCCUUGCUACAUUUGUCGGAGAAGAUUAGCAAAAGCGCUCUUUCAGCUUCUCCAUAAGUACUUUCUUGUUAUUCAUGUCUUUGUAAAGUUUGCUACACU